UAUCAACAGCUCUACGACCCUGGCCAUUGAAAAAGGUGACAGGCCUAUAAAAACACAACAACCCACUACAAGGCCCGUAAAAAAGUUUAUCUGGCGAUUGUAGUUUGUGGUACUUCAAUGCGGUGAGAGAGCGUGGCCUGUAGAAACCGCAGCGGGGCUUGAAGUUCGCAGCACACGUCGUGUUUCUGUGGGACUGUUAUUAGACCGGGAGUUGCGCUGAGCUAGUACGGAGCUGUUUUUUUCUUCUUCGUAAAGCGGAUCAGCAGUUACAAAAGGAACUUCAGUGCCGUGAAAAGAUUCGAGUGGAAUCAAAUAUAAGCCAAAACCACAGCGAAGUACAGAUUUGGGGCUGGUGACUUCUCAUUCAGAGACACACGUCUUGAGUUCUUUACAAGUGCCCACAAGUUUCUUAGAAGGAAACUUUCGCGCUGUAAAAUAUACAGGAAGCCAACACAGUGCAGUCGGAAAUCUGCAAUUAGCGAAACAAUUUAUUGGUGAGCAGUGACGCUACGUGUAUAAACAUCGGCCCCCAUUUGGGUGAGUGGUCACUCCACACUGCAUGUAUUGCGUCUUCAAGGUCAGAACGUGGAGGCUGGAUAACUCACACUUGUUGCCACUACAAGCAGAUGGAAAACCAAGCUACGGAGAAGUAAAAUCUGCAUUCCGUAUAAUGACGUAACUAAUUACUUCAACUGACCACCAUUUAUUGAAUCCGUACUUGCGAACCACAGUGUAUUUCCUUCCUCUAUGCACAGCGCAAGGACCAGCUAGAUUUCCAGAACCAACUUCAGAAGGGUGACUUGGAUUUGACGUUUCAUUUCGUGGGAGGAAGGUUUGAAACAGGUGAAGGGUUUGGAGCAACAGGUGCGCCUAGAUUUGUCUUUUUGUAGGAAGUGUUUUUCGUGGAAAGGAACAGUUUUUGUUCUUCAAGAUGUUUCCGAAGGGAACAGUACCGGACAAGCUGGUGAAGAAGGAGGCGAUGGUGUAUCUUGUAGGUGAGAAGGAUGUACAGGUUGCGCUGAAAAGAGCAAGCAGAACGGAGGUCAAAAGAGCAGCGAUCUGCGCAUGCGCCGUCGUCCUAACAACCCUCAUCCUCGUCGCUGGUACACUGGGCUCCAUAACACUGUGGUUAUCAUUCCACCACUCGUCACACAUCGGCCAUUACGGCCUGUUCGAUGGGAACCAUGGACACGCUGGUAUCUUGCCAACUUCCGUUGGCAAAACCGAAAACGAGGCUGCGGCGGGUCACACGCCACACGGGGACAAAGGUCAAGAUGACGUCACAGAAUCUUUCACCGCGAUGCCAGGGGUAGCCACUGAUGCCGGUGACAUCGUCAUUGAUGAGGGAGACCGAGGUUCCAGCCAAUCAGCGACAACGACCGCUAAACCAACUCAUCAUGAGGAGCAGACGACGGAAACAGCGCCCUCUGUGGACGAGUCCAAAUCCUCGGUUUGGGAGAGUUUCUCCGCGCCGUUGUACUCCUCCAUUUUUGGGAGACCUUAUGACUACAGCGAGUACGACGAGUCGGAUAACCCGGAGGUAAUCUCGGGGUCAGGGCUCAUACCGGAUGCUGAGGGCGGGGAUUAUGUUGAGAUUCCGUACAGGCCGACCGGUGGUGGAUCAGACUACUCGACCUAUGACCCCAGCUACGACACCGGAAGUGACCCCGAUGUGGACAGUGCUUCCGGGUCUGGCUCUGGUGAUGAUGAGGAAGGAGAAAAUAGUGGGGAUUACUUUGUUCCUACUUUUCAAGACACUCUCCAAGUCGUGAAGGAGGAGCGAGUUCCGAAACUGACCACUCCCCAGGAGUUUACGGCGGUCCGGUACCCGAUACCGGUCACGGACUAUCGAACCCUCUGCACGCCCAAAUCCUGUACGAUCGGUUUCAUGAGUGACGACAGAGUAGAGGUCAUCGAGACUGACCUUCAAAUGAGACCUCAGAAACUGACGGUUCUUCAACGAGGUGGUGGCAAACUGUUCACAAUAAUACGAGAUGAGGCACAGGGCUACAGGGCGAUAUUAUUGGAGGAGACCGGUAUUUGUCUUCUCGCGAGACUUGAGGAUAUGCAAAACCUGAAAAUUCGCAGAAAUUCAGCCAAGCCGAUCAUCGAGCAGCUCCGGGUGACUUUAUCUCUCGAGCUCCCGGAGCAGCUUCUCGGCCAGAUAUCCGGUCCCAUCACGGAGACCUGUCGCAACGUCCCCGUAUUCUGGGCACAACAGGUGGGCGACGGUGACGACAUCAGCAUCAUCAACAGACUCAGAAGGAGUCUACUGCCCUCAAGAGGCGGUGAUUACAGGGACGAGUUGACCAUAGAGGGCGGUAUUCACUUCCAGUGUUGCUGGUGUGCCGACGAGUACGACCCGUGUCCGUGUCAAUGUGGCUUCUUCUAAAACAUCUUCGGAACAAUACGCGUCUGUAAAUAUUUACAUAUUAUUAUUGACCUGCAUUUAUAUUAUUUUUUUUGUUAAUUAAUUUGUAAACGUAUUUCUUCAGACAAUACAAAAUGCGAUAAUUCAAUAUAGUAACUAUUUUUUGGCAUGCAGCUAGCUGUAUUUUUUCAAUGGCUAAAAUCGCUCUGUUAAUACCUUAAACAAAAUGACACAUUGGAAGCACAGUGCACAUAAUAAGUGUUCAUUUUUUUUUUUAUCGAACCUCAACAAAGUAGGUCUACAGAGUUGAAUCAGAUAACUGUAACUUUAAAUCUGUCGUAUUUUUGUUCCGGUAUUUGGAAAAGGGUGCACGCUCCAAACGCUUUAGGCCCAUACAAUAAACAAUGCAGUCUGUAAUUAAUGAAAGUAAGGGCAUUUUAGUCCAACAAUUAUUUGAUAAUUUCAGACGCAGAUAUAUCUCGUGACAAUCUGUUCAUCUAUGCUAUACUUGUGAUUAAUCACAAUCAGUAUCUUUCUUUUGGCGUACAGGUUGCAAUUUUGUGUUCUAUUUUAAACGACAUAAGAAUCCGCCAUUUUUAUUUUUAUUAUAUGACGCGGGUUUACUUUGCGGCCGACAAUCAGACAGUCAUUAUUUCACUGUCUUAUAAAAACAAAAUGUGUUCAUUUUUUCGUACCUCUUUAUGUAUAUAAUUAUUAUAUAAUUAUUAUAAACAAUAGCAUUAUUAUUAAACAAACUGAGAUUGUAAUAGAUCGAUGUAAUCAUUCAACGGACUUUAUGCAGUGACGUCAUCACUCCGCCAUCUUGAGAGCUAAAUAAUGUGAUGCAACCAUAAAAAAAGAAAAUCUGUGCGCGUGGCCCACAUAAUAGACUGAACUUUGCCCAAUUUCAUAGCGGAUAGAGACAGGGAUUGGUUCUGUAUGUAUACACAAGUCAUGUACGUUAGAUUUGACAGCGAAUCACCAGAACCAUGAAUGCCAUGUGAAUCGAAUGCAAGGUCAAAGGUGAUUAUGAACGUAGGCUCAAUGCGUAAGAUCUCUGGCGUAAUUCACGAAUCAUGGGCCUCAAAGUGUGACUUCAGAUGUUCAGACUACUAUGUGUGUCGACUUCCAACUGAGGGCGCCCUACUCUAAUGACGUCAUGUGCACAUAGUAUGUUGUACAGUUAUAGUUUCACAUUACAGUUUCGUACUUAAUUUUGAUAAACCAAUACUCUUUUAUAGAUUUUUUUUUUGUAAAAAGAAAAAGUUCAGACUAUGCAAAAUAACACUCUGAAUUUGAAGAGACUUUUUGUAUCGGAUUAAUAUGUGAAUAAAUUACCCUUGAUCUAUAA
Molecule: messenger RNA, 3722 nt
Organism: Asterias rubens (European starfish)
Lineage: Eukaryota; Metazoa; Echinodermata; Asteroidea; Forcipulatida; Asteriidae
Exons: 6
Coding region: 932-2392 (486 amino acids)
Source: RefSeq, a predicted model, not a curated record